This is a messenger RNA of Poecilia latipinna (sailfin molly), 1558 nucleotides long. RefSeq names its product nudix (nucleoside diphosphate linked moiety X)-type motif 2 (gene nudt2). The coding region runs from base 166 to 609 and encodes 147 amino acids. Gene Ontology annotation, biological process: ATP biosynthetic process; AMP biosynthetic process. The transcript has 2 exons. The record is from RefSeq and is a predicted model, not a curated record. Gene Ontology annotation, molecular function: bis(5'-nucleosyl)-tetraphosphatase (asymmetrical) activity. Lineage: Eukaryota; Metazoa; Chordata; Actinopteri; Cyprinodontiformes; Poeciliidae.
GAACAAAUGUGUCUGUCUUGAACUGCAGUCGGACGAAUUGUCUUGAUGCGCAGCAGGCUCACUGGGGCUCUCAAUGAAAAUAUCUCUGAAAACAGAACAGUAAGGCGUCUACUUUAUCAUUCCCAGCAGUUUUUGUGGAUGAAACUUUCUAAAACAUAAGAGAAGAUGGCUUUGCGAGCUUGUGGGUUUAUAGUGUUUCGUCGCCUCGCCGGCCUCAACCCCCCUCCGGGGAAUAUCGAGUAUCUCCUCUUGCAGACUUCCUAUGGGGAGCACCACUGGACCCCACCCAAAGGUCACGUUGACCCAGGUGAGGAUGACCUCACCACGGCUCUAAGGGAGACCAAGGAGGAAGCAGGGUUGGGGGCGGAGCAUCUGAAGGUUAUAGACGGCUUCGUGCAGGAGCUGCGCUACGAGGUUCGCGGCAGACCCAAAGAGGUGCUGUACUGGCUGGCCGAGCUGAGAAGCCCGGAGGCGGCGGUGACGCUGUCCGACGAGCACCAGGACUACCGCUGGGCCCAGCUGGAGGAGGCCUGCAGGCUGGCGGGGUACAAAGACUUGCAGGAGACACUGAGGGCCGCUCAGAGACACUUGGAGGCUCAGCGGGACUAACACUGAGGAAAGAUCAUUCAGAUAAAGUUUUUUUUUUUCUUUCUCAGGGUUUAAGUUAAAUAUUCGUCUCCGUUUGUAUCUAUAGAUUCUGCUCUUUAAUCUACUGAGAAGUGAAAAAGAAAUGGAUAAAUAUAAAAUGCAGUUUUCAAAUGAUGAUUUCAUUUAUCUUUCAACAAAACGAACAUUUCAAAUGACCUGAAAUGAGUUUUUAACAUUAACUUUUCUUUCUUUUAAUAGUAAGUGAAGCUAUCAUAAAAAAUUGUUUUUAUGUUUACUGUUACAAUCAUCUCCUAAUAAUCUGGAACAAAAACUUAUAUGACCUGUAAAAGGCAGCGACUUCUUACGCUAAAUCUGGGCUGCCUUGGAGACACGUUUAUGUGUAUGUGAUAACAUACUUUAUGUACAGGUACUUCAUUGGUUUUAGUCACAUGAAGAUCUUUAAAUAAAAACAUUUUGAUGUAAAAAAAAAAAAAAAUCAAAAACACAUCGUGUAGGAAGAAGAAACUCAAUACAGCCGGACUUUUAAGAAGAAAAAAAACGCCUUUUGCUCACCUUUGUUAAUUAUAACACUUCACGGUUAAUAUUAGAGGCGCCACGGCUCUUCAUCUGACUCCAUUGUCAGUUGUAAACAUUUGAUUGUACCACAAGGGGGAGACAAACACAACGCCACGAAGCUUAAAGAAUAUUUCACCUUCUUGACAGCUUGACAAAGUUGAUGCUGCACAGAAGAUAAGCAUGCAGCUUCAUUACUAUGAACAUACAACAUGUAAGAAAUAGUGGCCUUAUUGAAAGCAAGCGUGUUUUUAUUUCACAUAGGUGUUUGAUCUCAUCCAAAAACAUUUUUAUGUUUUUUUUUGGUGUAAUGAGAAGGAAAAUAUUCUCAAGAUGCAACUGAUGAGGAUAGCCAUAACCCGAAUGACUGAAAAUCCACACUAAAAAUGAGUGGGGG